AUGGAUUUUAUACAGCGAAACGCCAUUAUAGCAUUAUCAUGCAAGAUACAGGUCAGUGAACAAGAAUCGCAAUUUGAAUCAUUUAAUUCCAGUUCAGCAAACACCAACUCAUUUUACAAACAAGCUGGUUUAAAAUUGCUUCAACUUGCUGUCCUCAAUGCUAGAUCAAUAAAGAACAAAACACUACAAAUUAAAGAUUACAUUGUGGAUAAUGAUAUAGAUAUUAUGGCUCUCACAGCAACUUGGCUUAAAGGUCAUGAGAAUUGUGAAUUUGCAACGCGUGAUGUUUGUCCUUCAG
Molecule: messenger RNA, 298 nt
Organism: Paramuricea clavata
Lineage: Eukaryota; Metazoa; Cnidaria; Anthozoa; Malacalcyonacea; Plexauridae
Source: the annotation of a GenBank genome assembly